CUUGGCUCAGUUUUGGGGGGCCUCAGGGUCAAAUAGGUGCCCACCUGAGUGAAGAUCCCUUGCCAUGUCUGAUAGCAAGGUCUUCCUAGGUUGCAUCCCGAAUCACGUGGAUAAGGAGGUGCUGAAAGAGGAAUGUGAGAAGCAGGGUACAAUCAAAGAAUUCUUCUACAUGCAGGACGAAGUCGGUACAGAUAGAGGUUGGGCCUUCGUCACCUACGAGGAUGAGACAGAAGCUGCGGUCGCUGUGGCGAUGUUUAACGGACAGCAGAUAUUUCCUGGCAGCGCGAGACCGCUGCAGUGUAAGUUUGCAAAUGAAAAAAUCACCAAGAUUGAAGGAACAGUGUUUGAGGCCCCAACAAAGGCUGUGACUCCGUGGCAAGAGUUUACCACUCCGGAGGGCAAGCCCUACUACUACAACAGCGUUACCAAAGAAACCAGAUGGGAGAAGCCGGCGGAGCUUGGAGGGCAGACGGCACCUGGGGCGCCAUCGUUGCCUGCUGCAGCUAGCGGCACUACUGGCCAACUGGCUCUCACCCAGGCAGCAUUGCCCGCAAUGCAGGGAGGAAAUGGACCGCCAGGAGCCAACAUCUUUGUUUUCCACGUUCCAAUCAAUUGGACUGACGAUGACUUCAAUGCACACUUCUCUCCGUUUGGAACGAUUGUCUCUGCAAAGAUUCAUGUGGACCCUGUGACCAAGGCAUCCAAGGGCUUUGGCUUCUGUUCAUAUGCGACAACGCAAGCAGCUACCAUGGCCAUCAAAGGAAUGAAUGGUUUUGACACCAAGCAAGGAAAGUUCCUGAAAGUCACAAUCAAAAAGGGUGAAGAGCAGUACAAUCCUGACGCCGUCUCUGCGCAAAACGUGCCGGUUCAGACGGGAGGUACAACCACACCAGCUAUUGUUGGUGUCCAGCCCACCGUUGCGAUGGGUGUCGACUCUUCGACCCUGGCGCAAGCUGCUUCCAAGGGUCAGCUGGUCAAGGCCAAUCCAACUCAACCACCAGCACCUUUGGCACUGCCAGGGCAAUGAACUGGGCUUGGUGCUUAAUGCUGACCUGGAACCUGUGAAGCAAAGUAGCUGCCACGCUGAAAACGGGCACCGGCGCAGCAGACGCAAAAGGGCGUCUUGUAUAUACAAAGCCUCAAGAGCUUGUCAUGCUGAGAUCAUCUCAAACUUGGGGUUCUCAUUGCAUGUCGUUGCGG
Messenger RNA from Cladocopium goreaui, 1200 nucleotides. Lineage: Eukaryota; Dinophyceae; Suessiales; Symbiodiniaceae. The record is from the annotation of a GenBank genome assembly.